Messenger RNA from Geodia barretti, 459 nucleotides. Lineage: Eukaryota; Metazoa; Porifera; Demospongiae; Tetractinellida; Geodiidae. The record is from the annotation of a GenBank genome assembly.
AUGAUAAGCGAGGGCGAGCCUGUUCCAUCUUUUGAACUGCAGGAUGCAGACGGAAAGCUGGUCAGUUCAUCUGAUCUUGCAGGCCAAAAAUACGUGAUCUACUUUUAUCCAAGGGACUUUACGCCUGGGUGCACCACGGAGGCAGACGAGUUUGCAAAAAACUAUGAAAGAUUCAGAGAAGCCGGCAUCGAGGUAAUCGGAAUCAGCCCCGAUGAUACCAGAUCCCAUAGAAAGUUCUGCGACAAGAUGGGAAUCCGCUUUCCGCUGCUGUCGGACACGGAAAAGCAGGUGUCCCAAAAAUUUGGGGUCUGGGCGAAGAAGAAGUUCAUGGGCCGGGAGUACAUGGGCGUCGUCCGCAGCACGUUUCUUGUUGACGAGAGCGGCAAAAUCUUCAAGAUAUUUGCAAAGGUAAAACCUGCAGGUCAUUCAGAGCAGGUGCUGGGAAUGUUCGCAAAUUAA